Molecule: messenger RNA, 2601 nt
Organism: Zygosaccharomyces rouxii
Lineage: Eukaryota; Fungi; Ascomycota; Saccharomycetes; Saccharomycetales; Saccharomycetaceae
Gene: MRD1
Product: RNA-binding ribosome biosynthesis protein MRD1
Exons: 1
Coding region: 1-2601 (866 amino acids)
Molecular function (GO): RNA binding
Source: RefSeq, a predicted model, not a curated record
AUGUCACGUAUUAUUGUCAAGAACCUUCCUCAAUACUUGAGUGAUGAUAAACUGAAAGAAAAGUUUACCAAAAGGCUUGUGGAUAAGUAUUCGAGUACAAAUGUGGGUAAUUUGAUUACAGAUUUAAAAAUAUUAAAAGAUAGAGAUGGUCAAAGUAGAAGGUUUGCAUUUAUUGGAUACAGAAAUGAGGAUGAUGCUAAGGAUGCUGUUCAAUUUUUUCACAGAACUUUUAUCGAUGCCACUAGAAUCGACGUUUCUAUGGCAAAGAGUUUUGCAGAUCCUUCAGUGCCACAGCCUGUUAAACUAAGGAAAAGAGAAGCACUUAAGAGACUUAGAGAACGUGAAGAAGAGUUACAGAAUGCUAAUAAAAAGCCAAAGAAGGAUAAGAAGAAUAAUAAAUCAGAAAUUGAUGCAGAAAUUGAAAAAAAUAAAAAAUUACAAGAGUUUAUUGAAACUAUGAAACCAAAUUCACAAGUGACUUCGUGGGAGAAACUAGCUAAAGGUCCUGAGUCUCAAUCUGAGUCUCAACAGGAAGAUGUGCCACAGGGAAACUCUCUUUUGGCUGAAGCAUUGGCAAUGAAAGGCGGAGAAGAUAGUGAUGAUGAAUAUGUGGAUUUUGAUCAAUUACAAGGUGAACAUAAGGAUGAGCAUCCAGAAGAAGAGGAAAAAAUGGUUAGUCUAGAUAAUUUUGGAGGAUCUACUGAGGAGCCUCAAGAACAACCUGAAGAGCAACUUGAAGAGCAGUCUCAAGAAGAGCCACAAGAUCAACUGGCGAGAGAUGAACAGGUAUCUGACCUUGAUUGGUUUAAACAACGACGCAUAAGAAUUAGAGAAGGUGAAAAUGAACCUGUUAGAAAAUCUGGAGAGGGGGAAGAAGUGCAACCUAAGGAAGAAUCACAAGUGGAAGAACCUGUUGAAGAGGAACCUGUUGAAGAAGAACCACCGGCUAAAAGUGAGGAAGAAGUAGCUAUAGAAAAGAUUAGCGAGACUGGUAGAUUGUUCCUUCGUAAUAUUCUUUAUGGUUCUACUGAAGAUGAUUUCAAAGAGCUGUUCGGAAAAUUUGGUGAACUGGAAGAAGUUCACAUUGCAUUGGAUACAAGAACUGGUCAAUCUAAAGGUUUUGCUUAUGUUCAAUUUAAGGAUCCAAAGGAUGCUGUAGAGGCAUAUAUCGAAUUAGACAAACAGAUUUUCCAGGGAAGAUUGCUGCACAUCUUACCAGCAAAUUCUCAAAAGAAUCAUAGACUUGAUGAAUUUGAUAUGAAGAAUUUACCUUUGAAAAAACAGAGAGAAUUAAAGAGAAAGGCUACGGCAUCAAAACAGACUUUUGCUUGGAAUUCCUUGUACAUGAACCAAGAUGCAGUAUUGGGUAGUGUAGCGGCUAAAUUAGGUAUGCAAAAGUCUCAAUUGAUUGAUCCAGAAAAUUCUAGCUCAGCUGUUAAGCAAGCACUAGCUGAAGCUCAUGUCAUUGGUGAUGUUAGAAAAUAUUUUGAAUCUAAAGGUGUUGAUUUAGCGAAAUUUGACCAGUUAAAAUCUCCAGGUCAAAGAGAUGAUCGUGUUAUUUUGGUCAAGAACUUCCCAUAUGGAACCACUGUAGAAGAGUUGGGUGAAUUGUUUUUACCGUUUGGUAAACUGGAAAGGUUUCUCAUGCCCCCUGCUGGUACUAUUGCCAUUAUACAAUACCGAGACGUUACUUCAGCGAGAGCUGCAUUCAGUAAAUUGGCGUACAAGAGAUUUAAAGAUGGUAUCAUAUAUUUGGAAAAGGGACCUAAGGAUUGCUUCACGAGAGACGCACAAACUGAUGAACGGAUGGAGGGUUCAGAAAAACCUGAAGUAGUUAAAGAGGCUAAACCUUCUGCAGAAGAUAUCAUGAACACGGAUGAUACUCAAGCAGAAGCAGAUGAUGGAUUCGAAGGCCCUACAGCAUCCAUAUUUGUGAAGAACUUAAAUUUUGCCACUACUACACAACAAUUGGCCGAAAAGUUCAAACCAUUUGACGGAUUUGUUGUUGCUCAGGUUAAGACUAAACCUGAUCCUAGUAAUACAGGUAAAGUCCUAUCCAUGGGAUUUGGUUUUGUGGAAUUCAAGAGUAGAGCUCAAGCCGUUGCUGUUAUCAACGCUCUAGAUGGUACCGCACUAGAUGGUCAUAAAUUACAGUUGAAAUUGUCUCAUAGACAAGGUGGCUCCACUAAUGCCCCUAAACAAACCCGUAAGAAGAGCGGUAAAAUCAUUGUUAAGAACUUGCCGUUUGAAGCCGCCAGAAAGGAUGUGUUCGAAUUAUUCAGUUCUUUCGGCCAAUUAAAGUCUGUGAGAGUUCCAAAGAAAUUCGACAAAUCCGCAAGAGGGUUUGCCUUUGUGGAAUUUUUAUUGCCUAAAGAAGCUGAGAACGCUAUGGAUCAAUUACAGGGUGUUCACUUGUUAGGUCGUAGAUUGGUAAUGCAAUACGCCCAAGAGGAUGCUGAAGAUGCUGAAGAAGAGAUCAGAAGAAUGACAAACAGAGUCAAAAAACAACAGGCUUCCAGAGAAUAUGGUGCCAUUAGAAACAGUGGUGGUAGAAGAAAAGUGGAUAUCGAUGAAGAAGAUGAAGGAAUGGACGGUGUUUAA